Messenger RNA from Macrosiphum euphorbiae (potato aphid), 330 nucleotides. The record is from the annotation of a GenBank genome assembly. Lineage: Eukaryota; Metazoa; Arthropoda; Insecta; Hemiptera; Aphididae.
AUGUUUCUGUCGAACGCCGCCUUGUCCGUGAUCGCUUUCUUCUCCCUGUUCAAUGUCUUAUACUUGUACUCGCCCAUCGAAUCUGGUGAAGUCGGCCGGCUUUACAAGACGUGCGAUGAAUGUCUGAAGUCUGAGUGUCACGCUGAAAAUAAAAGGCCGUGCUAUACCAGAUGGGACAAUGACGAAGGUGAAUGCAAUAAGGGCUGCACGGACGAGACGAUGGAAUGCGCUUGCGACUCCGCUUGUUACAUGUGGGUCCCAAAAGAAGGCUUCGAUAAGACCAAUUUGACGCCAUGCUACGGAGAUAUAGAGGACCCAUUGUGCUUAUGA